Molecule: messenger RNA, 672 nt
Organism: Parnassius mnemosyne (clouded apollo)
Lineage: Eukaryota; Metazoa; Arthropoda; Insecta; Lepidoptera; Papilionidae
Source: the annotation of a GenBank genome assembly
AUGGAGUUAAUUGAUACUGAUAUCAGACCAUGGAAUGCAGAAGAUGUGCGAGAACAGUUUGGUGAUAGUUUGAGCCUUCUUCCAUCGAAUGAUAAUAUCAAGGAGCUGCAAACUAUUUUACGGGAUAAGAAUACAACCCGCAGUGAUUUUAAAUUCUAUGCUGACCGUCUUAUUCGUCUAGUCAUUGAAGAAAGCUUAAAUAACCUUCCAUUUACGGACUGUGAGGUGGUCACACCCACUGGGGCACUUUAUAAAGGACUAAAAUAUGGUGCAGGAAAUUGUGGAGUGUCAAUAGUGAGAUCUGGAGAAGCUAUGGAACAGGGCCUUCGGGACUGUUGCCGUUCGAUCCGCAUCGGCAAGAUUCUAGUGGAGAGCGACACAGACACCCAUGAGGCGCACGUGGUGUACGCAAAGUUCCCCGAGGAUAUCGCUCGGAGGCAGGUGCUACUAAUGUAUCCCAUAAUGUCUACUGGCAACACCGUUAAGCAGGCCGUGAAUGUCCUGACGCAGCACGGUGUUAAAGAAGAGCGCAUCAUUCUGUCCAACUUGUUUUGCACGCCAGCCGCCGUGCAGGCCGUAGUCGACUACGUACCAAAGAUGAAGAUCCUCACAUCCGAGCUUCACCCCGUCGCUCCUAAUCACUUCGGCCAGAAGUACUUUGGUACUGAUUGA